This is a messenger RNA of Lacerta agilis (Sand lizard), 573 nucleotides long. RefSeq names its product major urinary protein 20-like. The transcript has 7 exons. Gene Ontology annotation, molecular function: small molecule binding. The coding region runs from base 1 to 573 and encodes 190 amino acids. Lineage: Eukaryota; Metazoa; Chordata; Lepidosauria; Squamata; Lacertidae. The record is from RefSeq and is a predicted model, not a curated record.
AUGAUACAGUAUGACAAACAGAAGAGAGUAGUCUUUGGCUAUUCAAUGGAGCCCCAAGAGAAUGGAGGACUGGUCCUCAAAAUUGAUUUUCCUCGAAAUGGAGAAUGUCUGCGUAAAACAAUUGUUCUACACGCUGUAAAGCAGGCCGAAUUCGAUAGUGAAGAUGGGAAGACAACACUACACAUCGUGGAUACAGAUUAUGAGACUUACCAUAUCAUCCUCUUCAGAACAGAGCGUACAGGCAUGCUACAGCUCUUUGGCAAGGAAAAGACUGUGUCAGAUGAAGUGAAAGAAAAAUUUAAAACUACGGCCCAAGAUUUGCAAUUUGACCCAGAUGCAAUCAACUAUGUACCCGAAAAUGAUGAGAAGACUACGGUACACAUCGUGGAUACAGAUUAUGAGAAUUACCAUAUCAUCCACUUCCUAAUGGAGCAUAUGGGCAUGCUACAGCUCUACGGCAGGGAACAGACUGUGUCAGAUGAAGUGAAAGAAAAAUUUAAAACUACGGCCCAAGAUUUGCAAUUCGACCCAGAAGCAAUCAACUACGUAACCGAAAAUGAGCUCUGUCUAUAA